Nannospalax galili (Upper Galilee mountains blind mole rat) is the source of this 361-nucleotide messenger RNA. Its product is annotated as vasculin-like protein 1. Gene Ontology annotation, biological process: DNA-templated transcription; positive regulation of DNA-templated transcription. Gene Ontology annotation, molecular function: RNA binding; DNA binding. Gene Ontology annotation, cellular component: nucleus. NCBI's taxonomy places the organism in Eukaryota, Metazoa, Chordata, Mammalia, Rodentia, Spalacidae. The record is from RefSeq and is a predicted model, not a curated record.
AUUCGCCCACCAAGGAACCAUAAGAGUGUGGAACCCUGCUGGACUGUGGAAUGCCGAAGGAUAAUGAAGGAUUGCAUCCCAGUGCCAGGAUUUCUGUUUGGCCAGCCACAGCUAUCCAUGACGAAGCAGUUUUCCAGCUCCAUGCGUGUACUAAAUGGUGGGAACACAUUUGUGGAUCACUCAGAGCCCAUUUGAGAUGGAGAUGACUGAAACUGUCAUCACAUAGAAACUUCAAAUUGAAACACAUAAAUGAAGCAAUCAGCUUGGGCAACAGGGAGUCCCUCCACCUACUCAUGUUCACCAUCCUAGCAAAAUCUUAACAACUUUUUUCCACCAAUGAAUCAAGAUCUGCUUUGAGAUA